CUACCUAUGGCAAAUGUGGCCAUGAUCGACUAUACCCUGGAGUUCCUAACGGCAACUGGAGUAGAAGAAACUUUUGUUUUCUGCUGUUGGAAGUCAGCUGAGAUAAAAGAGCAUUUGCAAAAGUCCAAGUGGUGCCGCCCCACGUCUCCCAACACAGUACGUUUUGUGACUUCCGAUCUGUACCGCUCGCUUGGUGACGUACUGCGAGACGUCGAUGCCAAGUCCCUCGUUCGUUCUGACUUCAUCCUUGUCACUGGGGAUGUGGUGUCCAACUUCAAUGUGUCCAGAGCCCUGGAAGAGCAUAAGUUGCGUCGUAAGAUGGAGAAGAAUAUUUCUGUGAUGACGAUGAUUUUCAAAGAGUCCUCGCCUGGUCAUCAUGCCAGGUGCCAUGAGGAUGACAUCAUUGUUGCUAUGGACAGCGCCACAAACCGUGUCCUUCACUAUCAGAAAACCCAGGGGCUGAAACGCUUCCGCUUCCCGAUGAGUGUGUUCCAGAACUCAGUUGAAAACGUUGAGGUGCGCCAUGAUUUGCUGGAUUGUCAUAUCAGCAUCUGCUCUCCACAGGUGGCUGAGUUGUUUACAGACAAUUUUGAUUACCAGACACGGGAUGACUUCGUGCGUGGCUUGCUGGUAAAUGAGGAGGUCCUGGGGAACCAGAUCCAUAUGCAUGUAACAACAGAACAGUAUGCAGCCCAUAUAUGCAACCUGCUUAUGUACAAAGCUGUGUGCUCUGAUAUCAUCCGACGAUGGGUUUAUCCUUUGACUCCAGAAAUGAACUUCACUGAUAACAAGAAUCAGAAUUACACCCAUUCUAAACACAACAUCUACCGAGGAGUGGAUGUCAGCCUCGGCCACGGCAGCGUCCUGGAAGAGAAUGUCCUCAUUGGGCAGGGGACAGUCAUUGGCAGCAACUGCUUGAUAACCAACAGCGUCAUCGGGCAGAACUGUAGGAUAGGUGACGGAGUCCGUUUGGAUGGAGCCUUUCUCUGGGACAGAGUUCACAUAGCAGAUAAUGUGGAAAUCUGCCAUUCUGUUAUCUGUGAUGAAGCUGAGGUGAAGGAGAAAGUAAAGCUAAAGCCUCGCUGUGUCCUUUCUUCUCAGGUAGUAGUAGGUCCUGACAUCACCCUCUUUGAGGGCACAGUGAUCUCUCUGCACCCACCAGAUGAGGAGGAAGAGGAUGAAGACCAGUUCAGUGAUGAUUCUGGUGUGAACAAGAUUGAGAGCAAAGUGAAACUGAAAGGUUACAAUAAAAAGGAUGUGGGCUCAGAGGGCAGAGGCUACCUGUGGAAAGCAGAUGACAAGAAUGAAGAGGAUGAAGAAGAGCAGAGACAGAGCCUGUGGGGCCCUACCCUGCAUUCGGAGGAAGAGAGCGAGUCGGACAGUGACCUGAGCUUGGACUCUGAGGAGCCUGACAGUCGGGCCACAUCCCCACAGCUGGAUGACAUCAAAGUUUUCCAGAAUGAAGUUCUGGGUACAUUACAGAGGGGCGAAGAAGAAAACAUUUCCUGUGACAACCUGGUCCUGGAAAUCAACUCUCUUAAGUAUGCCUAUAAUAUUGGCCUGAAGGAGAUGAUGCAAGUGCUGAGUAAAGUGAUCCUGGAGUUCCCAUUGCAGCAGCUGGAUGCAAACUUGGACUCCCAAAACUAUUUCUCAGCAUUACUUCCUCUGUUGAAGAACUGGACCCCGUUGUUCAAGAACUACAUAAAACGGGCGUCAGAUCACUUGAAUGCCUUAUGUGCCAUUGAGGAAUUCUUCCUGGAACACGACAGCCUCUGCACAUCAAUAGCUAAAGUGCUGAUGACAUUUUACCAGCUGGAAAUCCUGGAAGAAGAUGUAAUUCUGAAUUGGUUCUCUCUGCGGGACACAUCUGACAAGGGAAGGCAGCUUCGUAAGAACCAGCGACUCCAGAAGUUUAUCCAGUGGCUGGAGGAGGCAGAAGAAGAGUCGUCUGAUGGCGACCAAGACUGACGUGGUGGCUUGGCAUGAAGAGAGGCACUCGCUGCCUUUCUGGGCCGAGUGGGCAGGGCGAGAUCAAUGCCAGUGCAUGGUGUGUAGAUGCGGGGCCUGACAUCAGUGACUGACAAUCCCAUCGUUAAUUAUGUUGUGAGUUUCCAACUCUGCCCC
Messenger RNA from Tinamus guttatus (white-throated tinamou), 2124 nucleotides. The record is from RefSeq and is a predicted model, not a curated record. Lineage: Eukaryota; Metazoa; Chordata; Aves; Tinamiformes; Tinamidae.